UUGUUCCACUACACACCUUGUUCCAAAGAUAGCAAAGUACUGUAAUUUAAACCCAAGAAACGCUUGGCCGGCACGUUCUUUGCUUAGCCGCCCCCAAUACUUAACGCACUCAUUGCUCACUGUUCUCAACUCCGGCUCCGGCACAGACUAUCACUUUUCAUAGAUUGGCUACUAUCAAAUCGACGGAACUUUACUCAAUGGCUUUGCGGUUUGAGAUUCUUGGGAGGUUUAACCGCGCUCGUGCAGCUCAACUGACACUCCCUCACUUUGUGUGCCAGACACCUCUGUUUAUGCCCGUCGGUACACAAGGGACAAUCAAAGGUUUGGCAACUAACCAGCUUGAGGAGAUUGGUUGCCAAAUAAUACUUGGAAAUACUUAUCAUUUGGCACUUCGUCCUACUUCGGAACUAAUUGACGAGUUGGGGGGUCUCCACAAAUUUAUGAACUGGCCAAGAGCACUGCUUACUGACUCUGGUGGCUUUCAGAUGGUCUCAUUAUUACAUUUGGCUGACAUAACAGAAAAAGGUGUCACAUUUCAGUCACCUGUUGAUGGAAAGCCAAUGCUUCUAACACCCGAGGAAUCAAUUCAAAUCCAAAACAGAAUUGGAGCAGAUAUCAUUAUGGCUCUCGAUGAUGUUGUGAAAACCACCAUUACAGGCCCACGAAUUGAAGAGGCUAUGUAUCGCACUCUUCGUUGGAUAGACAGGUGUAUAGCAGCUCACAAGAGACCAAAUGAGCAGAAUUUAUUUGGUAUUGUGCAAGGUGGUUUAGAUCCCGUCUUAAGGGAUAUAUGUGUCAAAGGUUUGGUGGACCGGAAUUUACCUGGCUAUGCUAUUGGUGGUCUUGCAGGCGGUGAAGAUAAAGAUUCAUUUUGGCGUGUUGUUGCUCAGUGUACUGCUGCACUGCCUGAGGAUAAACCAAGAUAUGUCAUGGGCGUUGGCUAUCCACUGGAUAUUGUAGUUUGCAGUGCUUUGGGUGCUGACAUGUAUGACUGUGUCUAUCCUACCCGUACUGCUCGCUUUGGCACAGCUCUUGUUCCUGAGGGAGUUUUAAAACUUAAACACAAUGCAAUGGCCAAUGAUGUUCGUCCUAUUGAUCCUACCUGCACGUGUAUGGUCUGCAAAACCUAUACAAGGGCCUACAUCCAUUGCCUUGUUACAAAAGAUGCUAUGGGAUCUCAGCUUCUGUCUUAUCACAAUUUGUACUACAUGAUGAAGCUUAGCAGAGAUCUACACUUGUCGAUAAUACAUGGACGGUUUCCCGAGUUUGUAUGCGGAUUCCUGCUGAAAAUGUUUCCCAAAGGAAAUGUUCCUGAAUGGGUCUGCAAUGCCAUGGAGGUUGCUGGAAUUGAUAUUUCUUCGUGCUGUGCUCCAUUCUCGUCAGCUCAAGAUUAGUUUAGCAAAUACAGGACCCCAACAAAAUAUAUUUUUGAACAAGGAAAUUAUUUUACAGAUUUACUUGAAAGAGGUAGACAACAAUGCAGUUUGAAAAACUAGGGCAGCAUAUAUUUUGUAAGCCCAUAUGCUGCUUCACUAGGAAUUAUACCCGAUUGAGGUUUUGUGUCAAUUGAUUUGUAAUACACACAUUGCAAGAUAAUUUUUCCAUGUCAAUGAGAAGUUAUCCGAAAUGAUUUUUUUUUUAC
This is a messenger RNA of Cornus florida, 1642 nucleotides long. RefSeq lists its product as uncharacterized. Gene Ontology annotation, cellular component: cytosol. The coding region runs from base 198 to 1394 and encodes 398 amino acids. Gene Ontology annotation, molecular function: tRNA-guanosine(34) queuine transglycosylase activity. The transcript is spliced from 16 exons. The record is from RefSeq and is a predicted model, not a curated record. Lineage: Eukaryota; Viridiplantae; Streptophyta; Magnoliopsida; Cornales; Cornaceae.